Corvus hawaiiensis (hawaiian crow) is the source of this 5249-nucleotide messenger RNA. It is a transcript of the gene MTRR, whose product is annotated as 5-methyltetrahydrofolate-homocysteine methyltransferase reductase. The transcript is spliced from 16 exons. The record is from RefSeq and is a predicted model, not a curated record. Gene Ontology annotation, biological process: homocysteine metabolic process. Gene Ontology annotation, cellular component: cytosol. NCBI's taxonomy places the organism in Eukaryota, Metazoa, Chordata, Aves, Passeriformes, Corvidae. Gene Ontology annotation, molecular function: flavin adenine dinucleotide binding; [methionine synthase] reductase (NADPH) activity; FMN binding. Bases 333 to 2435 code for a protein of 700 amino acids.
GGCCCGGUCCGGCUCGGCUCGGCUCGGCUCGGCUCGGCGCGGCGCUGCCCGGGCGGUCGCGGAGCGGGGGCUGGCGCUUUGCUUCGGAAGUGGGAUUCGUGCCUGUGUGCACCGCGUCCUGCAGCGCAAGUACUCCUGUUCCCCGCUCCGGGGGGCACCGGGGCCGGGCGGAGAAGUUGAACUUGUAUCACAAGUGGAAGUGGCAUAGCAUCUUUAAAGAGUGUAUAGAGCAGCAAAGCAAGAGCAGUGUGGACAGUAUGCUCAUCUGAGAGCAAGUGUGUUCCUGGGUUGUGGUUGCUCAUCUGCAGUGUCUCUAAAAAAAAAAACCUCAAAUGUGCUGUGAGUCAAAAAGGAGGUUUUUGCUCCUCUAUGCAACACAAAAGGGGCAGGCAAAAGCCAUAGCUGAGGAAAUAUGGCAGCAAGCAGGUGCCCAUGGACUUGAAGCUGAUAUGCACUGUAUAAAUGAAAUGGAUAAGUAUAACCUGGAAACAGAAAAGGAUCCUGUAGUUAUUGUUAUUUCCACUACUGGGACUGGAGACCCGCCAGACACUGCCCGCAAGUUUGUAAAGAAAAUUCAAGACAAGACCUUGCCUCCUGACCAUUUUGCACAUCUCCAGUAUGGAUUGCUAGGUCUGGGAGAUUCAGAGUACAUGUUCUUUUGUAAUGGUGGAAGGACAGUAGACCGCCGACUUCAAGAACUUGGUGCCCAGCACUUUUAUGACACAGGAUUAGCAGAUGAUUGUGUAGGUUUGGAAUUGGUGGUUGAUCCUUGGAUUGAUGGACUUUGGCUUGCCCUCAAGGAAGCAUUGCACUUGCAGAAAGAGAAAGAAGGCAUGAACAGUGCUGUCGAUGCUGUUUCCAGCUCUCUCUCUCCCACUCUGCAUACUGUGCAUGAACUAAACCUCAGCUCUGAAAUACAGAACUUGAAGCUAGAAGAUGGGGGAGCAAGGGGUUCUGAUGUUCUGUCACAGAAACUGGAUGACAUCAAUCUUGUGGCUCCAGCUAGAGACACCGAACCUUCACUCAUUCAUUCUGUCCCUCCUGUCUCUCAGUCUGCUCUUAAUAUUCCUGCCCUGCCACCAGAAUAUAUAGAGGUGCAGUUUCAGGAUGCCCAGGAUGAGAAUCCACAUCUGCCUUCACUUACCUCAGAGGGAACAACCUUUGAAGUGCCAGUUACAAAAGCAGUUCAACUCACUAGAGAAGAUGCAAUAAAAACUGCAUUGCUCUUAGAGCUUGAUAUUGCAGAUACAGCCUUUGAGUACCAACCUGGAGAUGCCUUCUGUGUAAUAUGUCCCAACAAUGGCAGUGAAGUGGAAGAGCUUCUUCACAUUUUGGGACUUUCUGAAAAAGGAGACAACUUGGUUUGUGUAAAAGUUAAGCAGGGCACUAAAAAGAAAGGAGCAUCUCGUCCACAACACAUCCCUGAAAGAAGCACUCUCAAAUUCAUUCUAAACUGGUGUCUGGAAAUAAGAGCAAUUCCCAAAAAGGCAUUUUUGCGAGCUCUUGUAGAGUGUACCAGUGAUGCGUCAGAGAAACGGAGGCUUCAAGAGCUUUGCAGCAGACAAGGAGCCUCUGAUUACACUCGCUUUAUUAGAGAUUCUAAUGUUUGCCUCCUGGAUUUACUUCAUGCUUUUCCAAGCUGCAAGCCUUCACUUAGCCUGUUAAUUGAACAUCUUCCUAAAUUACAAGCCAGAUCCUAUUCAGUGUCAAGUUCAAACUUGUAUCAGCCAGGAAGGCUGUGCUUUGUAUUUAAUGUUGUGGAGUUCCCUGCCAGUCCCUCUAGACCAGUCUCACGGAAAGGAGUAUGUACAGGGUGGCUUGCUGAGUUAGUUGCACCUCUACUGCACCCCAGUAAAAGCACUCUGGAUACAAAAGGAGAAAGCUCUUCAACUGAAAAGAUAACUAUUUUUCCUCGUCCAAACAAUGCUUUCCACUUACCUGCAGACCCAUCUGUCCCAUUCAUUAUGGUUGGUCCAGGAACAGGAAUUUCACCAUUUAUUGGUUUCUUACAACAUAGGCAAAAGCUCAGAGAACAACAUCCAGACUGGAAAUUUGGAGAGACAUGGCUGUUUUUUGGUUGUCGGCAUCAGGAUCGAGACUAUUUGUUCAAAGAUGAGCUCAGAUGUUUUCUUGAAAAUGGAACGUUAACUUAUCUCAAGGUUUGUUUCUCGAGAGACUCUUCAACUGUGGAAGUAGCCCCACCUAAAUACGUGCAAGAUGUCCUUAGGCUUUGUGCUAAGGAAGUUGCCAGAGUCCUGCUGAAAGACAGAGGUUACUUCUAUGUAUGUGGAGAUAAGAAGCAUAUGGCUGAUGAUGUAAGCGAUGCCGUAGUAGACAUUUUAAGCAUGGAAAUGGAAGCUGACAAAUUGGAAGCAAUGAAAAUUCUGGCUAUGCUUCGAGAAGCAAAACGAUAUUUGCAGGAUGUUUGGAGCUAAAUAUUUAGCUUUUCCUGUGCCUUUGUAAUACAAAAGACUUCCUUUCACACAUAUAUUUUUGACUAAAAGUUAUUGUCAAAAUUUCUGUCGGUAGUCACACACAAAGGUUAACUUUCUCUAUUGACCUUUCAAACAGGAGCAUGAAACCUUUUAAAUGACAACAAACCAGGCUGGCCUUUGAAGUAUAUGGUUUUUUAGAGAUGUUACAUAAUGGGCUGUCUCAGUGCCUUGAUUUUCUCAUCUUAAGUUUGGGUUGCUAUAUAAACUAAAAACUUCUGCACUUGUACAAGCAUAAUUGUAUGUUGACAUUACAUCAUGUAUCUUUUCCUAUAAUGUAGACAUAAAGAAGCUACAGAGUAAAUAUGUUACACACUGAUCUGUGUAUCAUGAAAUACAUUACUGACUUGCCAAGAUUUAUUUGACCACUUUCUAGAUACUUCCUGAGACCGCUUAUAUUUUUUCAUCUUGCACAAUGACAGUGACUGCCAAAAGGAAUGAAUGUCCAGGAUGUUGCACAGAAAGGUUACUGAAGAAUUUCAACUCAGAAGUUCUCUUUAAAUAAUUAGCUUUUUCAUCACAUCAUUACAUCAUGUCUCAAAAUUUGCAACACGCCAUUCUACUACUUAUUAGAUCUUCCUGCAUAAUGCUUUCGAAAUUGUUUUCUAUUCCCGUCUCUGAAAGGUUUGUGGUUUAAUUUAUGAGCAAACUCACCAGCUGCACUGAAUUUGGUUGAUGGAAUAAUAUUGCUUGGUAAAUACUUUCUCAGAUUACUAAAUAAAUAAUUUUAAAAUUGAAGAUACAGUAAAAUAAUGGUGGUUUGAAAUUAGUUGCAUUUACAUGUGGCCACCCACUGCAAAAAUCAAGUGGCCGAAAGCAAAUCACUGAAGUGUCUGGUCUUCCUUGUAACAAGGGACAUUUGGAGUACACACAGGUGGAGAAGUAAAAGUAAUUAAUUUAUGCUUCUCUUCAGAGCCCUGCUCUCUUCUCUCUGCUUUUUUCUAACUUCUAAACAUCCAUGUUGUCUCCUCAGUCCCAAGUCAUGCUUCGACCUUUAAAGAUAAACGCAAAGUAUGAGAAAAUAUUUUAGACAGAUCAUCGUUUAUUUCCUGGGGGGAAUUGUUGUUUUGCUUUGACUUACACAUAAUCAGAACCACAUCACUUACUGCAAGUUUUGUGGUUUUCUGGCGAUUAUUAGUUAAUUGGUAGGUAAAUUUUUUUUAAAAUGGAAAAGUUUGGAUGGUCAGUCAGAAUAAAAUCAUUGUGUUUAAAAAAGAAACAUUCCACUGAAGUGUCUGGAAUUAAGGUUAUGAUACAACCUGUGCAAUGAUUGUUUAAAUAACCUUGGAAGACGUCAACUAAAAUUUUGUGCAGAAGUUCUUCAUCAGAGUGCUUAUAUCAAUCUCCGUCAAGUAAUCUCUACAGAAAAAACUCCAUAGGGAGAGGUGGCUUGCAGUAAUUGCAAACUGCACUUUUAACCUCUGGCUCAUAAAGAGGAAAACAAGUGCUGCUUUUUUAAAAGCACUCCAAUUUUAAACUUUCAUGGAAAUGACAAAGACAAUGCAAAUGUCAGCGUUUUGCAUUAGUGAAUCAGCUUUACAUAUUUUUGAAAAUUAUUAAUAAAAGAAAAAGCUACCAGCAUUGGAAUAGUAAAGAUAAAUCUUUACCUUCUGUUGGAUCGGUUUGUUUGGAAGAAGCACUUGUUACAUGAUGUGCAUUCUCAGAUAGAACUUAGGGUCUUCUGUUCCACUCAGAAGCUCUUGGAGAUUACAGGAAAAGCAAUAAUUUUCUGACUGCGAGUUGCAGCUUUCCCCAUAUCUCUUAUAGGUGCUCAUUUUCCUGUCACUUAAAUCCCACACUACGGGAGUUGCAGUGACCAUUUUGGUAAUGUUGCAGGUCAUUGCAUGGCACCCUUUGGGAUAUUUACAGCUGAGUGUCCUUUUCUGAUUAUGUGUGUUGCAUUUGACAGGGUUUGAUAUACAGCUGGUAUCCAUGCAUUUCACCUCUCCUUUAUCAAUCCUCUACAAAAUUAAAACAUUUGGAUUAUUUAGUGGUAAAUCCUUAGUUAAGCAUGUGAGCUUUAUUAUGAUCUCUUAGAACCACAAAAAAUGGUUGCAGGUUAUUCUUAAAUUUAUAACUGCAUGGUGCAAAGUCCAAAGCUCAAACAAACUAAAAUAACCCCAACAAACACCACUGUGUUACCCGAGGAGGAAGUAUUUCUUUCAGUGACAUUGAACGAGGAGGACUUUUAAGAUACAGGAAUCAUGGAGAUGGAAAAGGCUUGCAGUAAAAGCUUUGUUUUUCUUAAUUGAAUUGUGUUUCUCUAUAAUUAGAUAAUGCUGAUUUAUGACUCCUCCUCAGUGUUUCUUUUAGAAAAGCAUAUAGAGUGAAUUUUACAAAAUAUCCUAAACCUAAGUGGGGAUUUUUUUUUUUUUAAUGUCUUUCAAUUUUCUUCUAUUAAGAGAAAUACCAUGUAUGUGCUUUUCCUCAAAAUUACAAAAUUCAUUACAGAAUACCUUUGUUAUUUAAAAGAAAUAGUGAAGAUGGUGUGCUGUUAUAUUUAAGAGGUUUGUGGUUGUCAUGUUGCUAACAAGAACUGGUGGUCGUGCUAAAGCUGCUGUUCCAGAGCAUUCCUUAUGGCCUAUUUUCUCAUUAGAUUUUUAAUGCUAUUCUGGAUUUGUGAAAUAGGGUCAAUACUGAAAUUUCUCUUUUAAACUGCAGUUACAAAAAGAGGGUUAACUUCUUAAACUGUUAAAUUCAUGCUAUUUUUUUCAAUUUGCUGCUUCAGAAUUAAAGCUGACUUUCCUGCACCUGGAA